Messenger RNA from Puntigrus tetrazona (Sumatra barb), 1973 nucleotides. RefSeq names its product ring finger protein 25 (gene rnf25). Lineage: Eukaryota; Metazoa; Chordata; Actinopteri; Cypriniformes; Cyprinidae. The record is from RefSeq and is a predicted model, not a curated record. Gene Ontology annotation, biological process: protein ubiquitination. Gene Ontology annotation, cellular component: nucleus. Gene Ontology annotation, molecular function: protein binding; ubiquitin protein ligase activity. The coding region runs from base 414 to 1865 and encodes 483 amino acids. The transcript has 9 exons.
AUUGUUGAUGUAUAAUGAGGACAUGAAUAUGCAAAGAAUAGUUUUUUUAUGUAUUAUUGUUUUUUAUUGACUAAUAUUCAUGUUUUUUUUAUUCGUUGACAAUUAGAUAAUUGUUUUGCAAAUGUUUGUUUGUGGAUGUAAUACUAUGUAAAAAUUUUAAUAUUCACAACAUACUCAAACCUUUUGCUUUGGUGUGUAUUUUAAAGUAUUUGGUGUGUUGUUUUUUUUUUUUUUUUUUAAGUAUUUUAAAGUGUAGGCUACUACACCUCUGACUUCGUUCAAAAUACAAACAGAUAAUACACAGAUCUGUGCGUUCCCCAAAAAUAAACAUAAAUAAAUCCCUCUUGGCGAGAUUUUAUGUGUGCAUCGAAAAAUUAAUUCAUAUUUACAGUCAUCUCUGUGUCACCUGACCGAUGUCGUGGACGGGUGACGUCACUGCGAACAUGGCUGCCGAGAGCGAUGUCCUGUCGGAAAUUGAAGUGCUGCAGUCCAUCUACUUGGAUGAGCUUGGUGUUGAACAGAGAGACGGAGGAGGAUGGACAAUCAGUCUGGUGCUCUAUCCCUCCACAGCGGAGGACUGUCUGUCCCAGUUUGUCCGUCUUACAUUGACAAUGGAUCUAGACUCUCAGUACCCAUAUUCAUCCCCUUGUAUCUCUAUUCACAAUCCACGUGGACUCUCGGAUGAUAAGCUGCUCAGUUUACAGAGUAGUUUGCAGAUGGAAGCAGAGUCGUGUAUCGGGACAGCUGUACUGUAUCAGCUCAUAGAGAGAGCCAAAGAGAUUCUGACUGAGAGCAAUAUUCCCCAUGGAAACUGUGUCAUCUGUCUGUAUGGAUUUAAGGAAGGGGAAGUGUUCACGAAGACCAGCUGCUAUCACUAUUUCCAUUCUCACUGUCUUGGCCGCUAUAUCACUCACUCUGAGAUGGAGCUGAAGGACCGUGAGAGGGAGCUGGAGGAGGAUAAAACCAGAGACGGGACCGAAGAAGAGGGAUUAUUUGUUGGUUGCCCCGUGUGUCGAGAGCCUCUCACCUAUGAUUUGGAUGCCCUCCUUUCCUCUCCAGCUCCAGUUUUCACACAGGCUUCAGCUAAUGUUUCUGACACUCCUUCAACGGAUGCCUCUGGUUCCGAAUCUACUCAGUCACUCCCCUCCUCGUCCCAAGAUCCCACUGAUGUAACCCAAGUCUCUCAAAGUCAUCACACUACAGGCCAAUCACAGCGCUUGUGCACUCAUGAAAGAAGGCCACAAGGUGACUUUAAGAGAGGUCGUAGAGGAAGAGGAGGAGGUGGAAGGGGGGGGUCAGCUCGUCACAUGAUACCUACACCUGGGGUAGAACGGUUGGGCAAGCUCACGCAUUCUUCUGAUGAGAUUAAUCAUGUGAACUCAGGCCCACCGAACACCACACCACAGGGAGAAAGUACAGCACAAGGACAAGAAUGUGAACUCAGUGAUAAUAUAACACAGCUCAGGCAGCCUAUGACCAAUGAAGAAGAAAAAACAGUUUCUCAAGAGAAGGUUACAUCAGAAUCCAACUGUGGACAAAAUGUGAGCCAACAAAAAGUGUGUAUUUCAAAAGAUGUGACACAGACAAUCUUACACGAAGGACACCCAGAGAGGGAACAUGUGGUUAGAGGAUGGAAGCGUGGCGGUCGUGGCUCUGGACGACAUCAUGGACACUGGCAGGAGAGGAACUUCAAGGGACCCAGUCACUGGGAUACUUCUGGAAGCAUUGGCCACCGUGGAGGAGGACACAGAGCCAGAGAGGGAGGGGCUGGGCAUCAUCACAGAGGGGGCGGGGCUCAUAGAGGUGGUGGGAGGGGAUUGCAUCAGAGAGUGGAAAAAGAAUUUAGGAAAGAGGGAGUACUCUGACAGUGGGAGAGGGGAGGAGCAGGCAUAGAAACAAGCAUACCUCCCAGUUUUACCAGCUGUACCGUCAUUAUGUCAGUGUCUGUAAUAAAAUUCUCCGCAAGCAGUAAA